UUUCCUAGGCCCCACCUAUUUUACUUAAAGUGAACUCUGCCGUUAAAAAUCUGCCACGUAAACUUGCGCACUUGUUGUUUUAGUUGGAAAAAGUCAGAUACAACUAAUCUCCAAUUUUGAAGAUUUUGUGGGACCCAAGCAACCAACGCCACCGUCCUACUGACCCAGUGGAUUCUCUCAGCUUGGCUUGGCAUUCACAGUGUGGCUGCCUCGCAGUCCAGAAGAAGAAAAGCUUAAACCGCCAUCGCAGUUGCCGAACUCGUCGGAGCUGGUCCUCUCCGGCGACAAAACAGUUGAAUCCCGCUGGGUUAGUUCAGUAGGCCAUGGCAUCGAAGUUGCCUCAGUUGGGAACAAAGUUGGCUCAAUCAGCGCAGUUGGGUAAUGCCUACUUCAAGCAGCUGUUAGAGAGAAACAAGCAGUAUAUCCAGGAGCCACCCACCGUUGAGAAGUGUCAAACAUUAGCAAAACAAUUGUUUUAUACUCGUCUUGCCAGCAUUCCUGGUCGUUAUGAAUCAUUCCAGAAGGAAGUUUACCAUUUCAAGCAGCUAAUAAAAAACAGGGAUGCACUGAAGGUAGAAAAUGCUGGAAUUAUUGCUCUGUUUGGACUGGAGUGCUAUGCCUGGUUUUGUGCUGGUGAGAUUGUGGGAAGGGGAUUUACAUUUACAGGUUACCGUGUUUAAGGUCAUUGUUUUAGGAAUAAAUAUUUUAGCUCAGUUGUAGAAGAAUCUUAUAUAUUUUUUUCUGAAAAUUUUGAAGCAAAGCUGAUGAGUCGGCAAAACGAAGCUGCAAACAUUAUAAUUGUUAUCUAAAAUUUGAUAUUAAUUUCAUUUUCUUAA
Messenger RNA from Ziziphus jujuba (common jujube), 836 nucleotides. RefSeq lists its product as uncharacterized. NCBI's taxonomy places the organism in Eukaryota, Viridiplantae, Streptophyta, Magnoliopsida, Rosales, Rhamnaceae. The record is from RefSeq and is a predicted model, not a curated record. The coding region runs from base 324 to 680 and encodes 118 amino acids. The transcript has 3 exons. Gene Ontology annotation, molecular function: proton transmembrane transporter activity. Gene Ontology annotation, biological process: proton motive force-driven ATP synthesis.